AUGUUGGUACGCAGAAGGCAUGGCGUUCGUCCGUCAUCUGUCUCCAACUUCUCCAUCUCUGCCUCCUCCUCUUCUUCCGACGAAGCAGAUACGCCAUUGCCUCACCGGCCUCAGCGUGCACCACCCAGGCUACGCCGACCCUCUCGUCUUCCUAGCACUCUUUUGGUGUUUGCUAUGGCAGUUUUCGGUGGCCUGAUCCAUUGCAGUCAUGUGGCCAGCUUGCAUGAGAACCACCUCUCUUUCGCCUACUUGUCGAACAUCGAGCGCGAGCUGACCUUCCGAUCUGAGAUGGCCUUCUACUACUCUUUCUACAAGCAGAUACUUAUGGCUGAGAGCUUUUACAGUGGACUGGAUAGCCUUUUCAACGACACGAUGACAGAAUAUCCCGGCAUGUUGGGCUACUCAGCAUCUGGAGCGGUGACGAACGGUGUCCGAGUGUUGGAGCGAUUCAACGUCUACCCGGAGGUGAUUUUAGCCGGUCUCUAUCGCGUUCUUCGCUACUUUGAUCUCCUCCACUCGGAGUGUUUUGAGGUGGUUAUUGAGGGUAUAAGAAAAACCCACGCUCUCGCCGUGCCAGCCAAACAGAUCAACGUGAAUUCGAGUUUCUUGCCACCACUCGAGGCCAUAGGAACUUUCGCCGGGGAUAAGGUGUUGAGUUGCGAGGGUUCUCAUGAACCGCCCAUCUUCUACGUGAACAGCGUCUUCUGUCUCACUGGUCUCACUGUCAUGGGAUUAAUCCUUUCUGGCUGGCAGGUGGCCAAUAGCGGCAGUGGAGGCGGCUGUGGCGGUGGCAGCGUCUUCUCAUUGGCCACCACGAUUUGGGGUGCUGUGUUGCCAUUGGUGGGCUUCUUCUUCAACCACGCGGAGGCCACACGAGUGCAGUGGUCGCCUCCGCUGAGGGAAUCCUUUGCAUAUCCCUUUUUUGUACUCCAGCAAUCUCUCCUCAUUUGGCUGUUGCAGGACAUUUCGCCUGUUCGUCGACAGCACCGCCACGCCUUCGUUCACCUCCUCUACGUCUUCCUCCUCCUCGCCUUCCAACUUCCCUGGCAAUUCGCUCAAUUCGCCUUACUCACACAACUCCUAGCUCUCAUUGCUACCUACGUGGUUGUCGCCUUGGUGACGUUCCUUUCAGUCUUUCCUCCAUCAACCCCCUCCACUGUCUCUGUCAAUGUCAGCUUUGGGGUACUCAGUGGCCUCGCCCGAUGUCUGCUGGAUGUGUUGGGAUGUCAACUGGUUGCGCUAGUUAUCUCGUGGGCUGCGCAGUUGGGAAAUCGGUUGCUGCUCACUUCUGCGUAUCUACCUUGUCUCGUCGGUUGUCUCUUUGGUUUGUUCGUCCACUGGAGCCUGUUAAACCGACGAAAAUGGACGAAUUCGAGGGCCAACCGAUGUGCGCAUCUCCUCGUUUUGGUGGUGAGUUGUCUCGUGGCGGCGUUGGUCGCGCGCUUAUUGCUACGGCAGCUGGUGGUCGAUUUCUCCGACGGUGCUCACAUUGUGGAUCUGGUGAAGGUGAAACUCCUCCGUGGCAACCGCACUUUCCACACCCAACUUUAUACCUGCUCGGAGACGUUCGACUUUCUUCCGAUGUCCACUUUGUUGGAGUUGACACGGACCGGUUUGUUGCCGUGCGCGGCGUUAGCAGUUCUUGUGACUAUUCGACAACUUCUUCUGCCCUGUCGAUCGGACCAUACCAUCUCCACCUCCGCUUCCUCCACUGCAUCCAAGGCAGCAGCAACAACGACAGCGCCGACAAAGAAGUUGGAUGGACGAUCAGUAGUGGAGGAUGACAGUGAAGCUAGCGAUGGCGAGGCUGGCGCAUCCACAGUUUCAUUCAAAUCUCGGUGCCUGCAGGAGCAAAUCCUCUUGGCUCGAGCAACACCCGGCUUCAUUUCUGACGUUAUCUCCGUCUUUGUCAUCAUGCAGCUUUUCGCAUUUGGGGUACUAGCGGUGCUGGUGAUGCGGUUGAAGCUCUUUUUUACGCCACAACUCUGCCUCGCACUGGCAAUUCUCGCCCAGCCGCGUCUCUACUUUGGUUCGCAAAAAAUCCUCCCCCAAAUUAUGUCCAUCAAUCAGAGGGAGACGAGGAAAAGGCGUAGGUGUGCUUACCACCCCACCGCUGCUGCAUUUGCUCCGUCGUGGAGAAAACUGCUAGUCCUUCACACCAUCUUUAUCCUAGCGGUGGUUUUUGCUGCACAGAGGGGAAUGCACAACCUCCGAGAGGAGUGGAGCAAGCGAGGUCAAUUCUCCGACUUUACCAUGGAGACACUGCUUCAUUGGGCAGCCCAACUGCCGCCUCCACCACCAGCGCCGCAUCCAGAUGUAUGGGUUUUCAGCGGUGCCAUGCCGACCAUGGCAACGUUGCGCCUCGGACUCGUCGUACCCUCCCUCCCGUCGUCGAAUCUGUCGGCAAUCAGCACGCCGAGUGGUCAGCGUGCGCGCUUUGCAGUCACCAACCAUCCCCACUACGAGAACGCCGCGAUUCGUUGGCGCACUGAGCUCGCCUACGCAGUGUGCAGUCGCAAACCGGUGGAGGCGGUGUGGCGCAUUUACCGGCACGUUUUAAAGGUUGAUUUCGUUGUGAUGGAGCGUGAUUGGUGCCUCAGCCCCGGAGCGAAGCCGGGCUGUUCCUCAGUGGAGUUGUGGGACCUCCUUGAUCCCACACUGGCUGGUCCCGGUGCCCCAGGUCCACUAUGUAAAGCUGCUUUCGAGGAAGCGCCUCUACCGGAGUCAAUUUCACGUUUUUUUAGCCCCGUAUUCAGUUGCCCGUUCUGGAGUGCCUCAUUCCUUCGUUCAUUCGUCCAAUCGGCUGCCUAUCCAUUUUUCCAUGCCUGA
Echinococcus granulosus is the source of this 2829-nucleotide messenger RNA. RefSeq names its product Protein dpy-19. The transcript has 12 exons. Lineage: Eukaryota; Metazoa; Platyhelminthes; Cestoda; Cyclophyllidea; Taeniidae. Gene Ontology annotation, cellular component: nuclear inner membrane. Bases 1 to 2829 code for a protein of 942 amino acids. The record is from RefSeq and is a predicted model, not a curated record. Gene Ontology annotation, molecular function: mannosyltransferase activity.